Messenger RNA from Cylindrotheca closterium, 1692 nucleotides. Lineage: Eukaryota; Bacillariophyta; Bacillariophyceae; Bacillariales; Bacillariaceae. The record is from the annotation of a GenBank genome assembly.
AUGGAAGCCGACGACAGCGAUGAGUUUCCAGCACAACUUCCAGAGCCACAAGACUUAGGCGAAGAACCUCAUAGUCACGAUCAGGAAAUAUUGAAUAUUGUGAAGCUCAUUGAACAGCUUGAAGCUUCGUCUGAAAGGCGUCAUUAUGAUGAUGACGUUCCCAAAGAAAUUGCUUUGGACAACCCGACAGAAGGAGGGGAAGGAUCCGAAUCAAACAUUAGAAUAGAAGAUCAAAUCAACAAUGGUGGUGGUGUAGAAAGUCAACAAGUACGUCAGCAAGCACCUGGCCAAGAACAACGCCAUGAAGCAGGACAACAACCGCAACAACCACAACAAGAUCAGGAAGAACAGGGGCAACCACCAGAAGCGAAUCUACAUCCCUUUCUGUUGAAUGAAAACCGACCCGACGAGGAUGAAAUCGUCGAAUUACAAAUCCGACAGACUACAGAAAUUAUCGCCCAAUCUUUGGCGCGAUACAGAGCCCAGGGAGUCCCCGAAGAUGAUUUGGAAUUGGUACUCAUUCCACACAGUGCCGGCGGCAAUUUUCUAUCGAGAGGAGCCUGGUUUGGAGCCUUCAUCUUGUCGUCUGUGGUGUUACUAUUCACAUUACAAAUGCAAGCCAUGUUUGGACGCACAGUGGUAGUGGACGUGACCUUUGACGAUCUCAUGUACGAAUUGUUGGAGAUCCGACACUUUUCAUCCCAGGUGCAGCAGUGUCACAAGGACAAGAACAGUACUACCACUAUGGAAGAUGAUGCAUUUCCUGCCAGUCCAUUUUCGAUAGAGGGAAAUGAUUGUAGCAAUGGCGUCCUUCACAUUCCUGCACUACAUGUACUGCGGGAUCCUUCCUUGCAUCCACAGAGCAACCGCUUGAUGCGGUAUCGACAAGGCCUCAAUCUCACUUGGAGAAUGCCAUGUCAAACCACCAACCGUGCAUUGUUGACGCCACAGGAAUGUAGUGCUUUGGACGAAAUGGAGGGUGUGUGUACCAUAAACAAGAAGGAUGAUGCCAUGUGUUUUCGUGGGGUCCAUGACAACAUUGUCUCUGACAAGGAAGUCGACGCUACGCUAAACUUUGCCAAGGAAUUGCUCAAAGAUGGCAGUGACCACUUUGACGUAUAUCUGGCAAGUAAAUUGGAAGAAAAGUUGCCAGAAGUGGUGAAAAAGCUACGAAACUUGCUGGCUGACGUUUAUUCUCUGCCGCAAGAAGUCGAACCAUUUGCCUUUCGGAUACUUGCAGCUGGUCCAAUGGACGGCUAUGGAGUGAGCCGAAAUGAACCUUAUCUAAACCAGCGUCGUUAUGAAAGGUGGGUCAGGAUCCAAAAAGUGAAAAACGAAGGAGCAAAACCCUCCAUUCCAUGGCCUUUUCGUUGGGAACCUGUUCGGGACCAAUGUCUACUCUUGUCGGAUAUGGAAGCGGACCCAAACUUUUCCAUAUAUACCUCAGUCUUUUUGACGACGGGUGCCGGGAUGGAUUAUCGAGGUGGAACAACGCUCUAUGUGGACGAGGAGGAUAGUACACUUGGUUCGAAUCGAAGAUCCAAGAUCCAGCGUGGUCUGGUGAUAGAUGGUUCAGAAGGAAGAGUCGUCGUUUCGACGGGUGGAUUAGAGAACAAGCGCUGUCGGUUGCCCCUUCGAGAAGGCCUUCGAAUAGAGCUACAAAUUUGGUGGGAUUCGGCGCCAUCUGACUGA